Spea bombifrons (plains spadefoot toad) is the source of this 2106-nucleotide messenger RNA. RefSeq names its product protein O-fucosyltransferase 1 (gene POFUT1). The record is from RefSeq and is a predicted model, not a curated record. The coding region runs from base 241 to 1416 and encodes 391 amino acids. Gene Ontology annotation, biological process: regulation of Notch signaling pathway; Notch signaling pathway; protein O-linked glycosylation via fucose. Gene Ontology annotation, cellular component: endoplasmic reticulum. NCBI's taxonomy places the organism in Eukaryota, Metazoa, Chordata, Amphibia, Anura, Pelobatidae. Gene Ontology annotation, molecular function: peptide-O-fucosyltransferase activity. The transcript is spliced from 7 exons.
CAGUUGGCAGCCUGUGGGGGUAGAGAGGAGUAUACGGGGAGCAUUAUCUCGGUACAAUGCGCGCGCACUGCCGAGCCCAGGGGCAUAAGCCCGUGUAUGGCUUCCAAGGGACCCUUAUAGAAAAAUCUUUGCGCCACAACCAAUAUGUCGGACGCACAGUUUACAUCCACUAAGAUGGCGGCGCCCAUAGAUUGAUUUCCGGUUGUGUAGACAUCGGGGUCUGCACCCCGGCUUCUGGUGAUGGGGUUCCUGGUGGGGCUCAUUUUCCUGCUGCUCCCAGUGAGCGGAGCGGAGACGGAAUGGGACCCAUCCGGGUAUGUGCUGUACUGCCCCUGCAUGGGGAGGUUUGGGAAUCAGGCCGAUCACUUCCUAGGAUCCUUGGCGUUUGCAAAGAUGCUGAAUCGGACUCUCGUGGUCCCUCCGUGGAUCGUAUAUAAUCAUCACCGGCCCCCGUACGCCAAUGCAAGUCCCGUGCGCCGCACCUUUAAUAAACAUGUGCACGUGGCUUACGAAGAGUAUUUCCAGCUGCAGCCUUUAAGAAAGUUUCACAGGGUGAUCAGCAUGGAGGAGUUUAUGGAGAAACUUGCCCCCGUCCAUUGGCCCUCCAGCCAGCGUGUGGCCUACUGUUUCAGGGUAGCUGCGCAGAGAAGCCAGGACAAGAAGACGUGCCCUAUGAAGGACGGAAACCCAUUUGGGCCAUUUUGGGACCACUUCCAUGUGAAUUUUGUUAAUUCCGAGCUGUUUGAUGGUAUUACCUUCAGUGCCUAUUAUAAAGAUGCGUGGAAUGGCAGGUUUUCCCCGUCUCGGCAUCCGGUUCUCGCUCUGCCGGGAGCACCAGCCCAGUUUCCAGUUCUCGAGGAGCACAGAGAAUUGCACAAGUACAUGGUGUGGUCUGAAAAGAUAGAUCAGCAGGGGCGGGAACACAUCAGGACUUUGCUCACCAGACCCUAUGUGGGGAUUCACCUCCGGAUCGGGUCUGACUGGAAAAAUGCCUGUAACAUGCUGAAGGAUGGAACGGCGGGCCCGCACUUCAUGGCGUCCCCCCAAUGUGUGGGGUACGAUAGGCAGAAGGCGGCCCCCCUCACCAUGGACAUGUGCCUCCCAGACCUCAGGGAGAUCCUUCGUGCCGUGACUCGCUGGGUGAAGAGGUCCCAGGCCAGGUCCGUGUACGUUGCCACCGACUCCACGUCAUACACUGUGGAGAUCCAGGCUGCUUUGGGGAAAAAGGUUAAAGUUGUGUGUCUGGAGCCAGAAGUCGCUCAGAUAGAUCUCUACAUCCUCAGCCAGUCCGACCAUUUCAUCGGAAACUGUGUUUCCUCGUUCACGGCGUUCGUGAAGCGGGAGCGUGACGUUCACGGCCGGUCCUCGUCCUUCUUUGGGAUGGAUUCCCUGGUAAGACAGUCGGAUGAACUGUGAGCGGAGGAGCGGGACUUCUGCAGACUCCUGGCACGGAGCGGACCGAGGGGCCACAGAGUGCGAGACCCUUACAUGCCGUUCAAACAUUCUGAACUACCGUACACAUCCGUCUGUCUCUGAUCUGCACGAUACCGGGUGUUACUGUUAGCGUGUGCCAGAUACACGGCAGUCCUGUGAUGCAUAUUUGCCUUUUUUUUCUCACUUUAUGGAAUUGCUUGCGCUGGGGACCUGCUCAAUCAUUUUUGGGAGAAGGGAAAGAGUUAAACAUUAGAAACCAUUAUUAAAGGAAGCUGCGAUUCUAACCAACGUGACCCAUCCCUGCAGUAUUUAAGUAUGGUGCCCGGUGUGCCGUUUAACUGCAGACGCCUCUGAGAAGAGCUCGCUGUAUGGCUGCGUCACAAUCUUCGCUGCCCCGAGGGUCGCAACUUUUAUUCCCCCCGCUACGGGAGCUCCGGUCCCCUCGGUAUUCAUUUUCUGUAAGGCAUAACCCCGUCUCCGCUCCGUCAAUCUUAUUUUUAGACAUUUCUGGGUUUUCUAAUCCUCAGUAUUAAUACUAUCCGGUCAGGGGGUAUGUAUUUGCGUGCGUGCGCGAUAUGCUUAUUACCCCGCGAGCGCAGUUUAAUUACUGAAACCACUAUUGUAUUUUACAACUUUGUAUAUAUUUCAAUAAUAAAAUAUUUGAUUAAUUUG